AUGGCUUAAAAAAGAAUAUAAAAAGAAUUGUAGGAUUUGUAAAAGGAUCCUCCUGGAAACUGUUCAGCAGGACCUGAUAUCUCUAAAGAUAGUAUUUUUAAUUGGACUGCAGCAAUUAUGGGACCUGAAGAUUCACCUUACGCAGGAGGAGUAUUUUUGUUGAAUAUAAUAUUCCCUAACGAUUACCCAUUUAAACCUCCAAGAGUCAGUUUUUAAACAAGAAUAUAUCACCCUAAUAUAAAUUCAAAUGGUUCUAUUUGCCUUGAUAUCUUAAAAGAUUAAUGGAGUCCAGCACUUACAAUUUCUAAAGUUUUAUUAAGUAUCAGCUCGUUACUAACUGAUCCAAAUCCAGAUGAUCCUUUAGUACCUGAAAUUGCAAAUUAAUAUAGAUCUAAUAAAAAUGAAUAUGUCUUAAAAAGUUAACAGUGGACUAGAAAAUAUGCUAUGUGA
Molecule: messenger RNA, 450 nt
Organism: Tetrahymena thermophila SB210
Lineage: Eukaryota; Ciliophora; Oligohymenophorea; Hymenostomatida; Tetrahymenidae
Product: ubiquitin-conjugating enzyme
Exons: 5
Biological process (GO): ubiquitin-dependent protein catabolic process; protein polyubiquitination
Cellular component (GO): nucleus
Molecular function (GO): ubiquitin conjugating enzyme activity
Source: RefSeq, a predicted model, not a curated record